Messenger RNA from Anolis carolinensis (green anole), 6803 nucleotides. RefSeq names its product MAM domain containing 4 (gene mamdc4). Gene Ontology annotation, cellular component: membrane. Lineage: Eukaryota; Metazoa; Chordata; Lepidosauria; Squamata; Anolidae. The transcript has 27 exons. The record is from RefSeq and is a predicted model, not a curated record. The coding region runs from base 1828 to 5736 and encodes 1302 amino acids. Gene Ontology annotation, molecular function: protein binding.
ACCAUGGCUUCAUGCUACGGACUAAUGGGAGUUGUAGUUUAACAAGGUCUUUAGUCUGCAUUUUCCCUGUGUAUAUUUGUUAUACGUUUUCUGUUUUGCUUGAUCUCACUGUUUGAACCAUGUUGUACCUCAACUCGAGCCUCAAGCAGAGGUAAGUGAUAAAUUUAUUAUCAUUAAUAAAUCUAUUAUUAUUAUUAUUAGGCCUCUGGUGGUGCAGUGUGUUAAAGCGCUGAGCUGCUGAACUUGCGGACCAAAAGGUCACAGGUUCAAAUUCAGGGAGCGGAAUGAGCACCCACUGAGCCCCAGCUUUUGCCAACCUAGCAGUUCGAAAACAUGCAAAUGUGAGUAGAUCAAUAGGUACCACUCUGGCGGGAAGGUAACAGCGCUCCAUGCAGUCAUGCCAGCCACAUGACCUUGGAGGUGUCUACGGACAACGCUGGCUCUUUGGCUCAGAAAUGGAGAUGAGCACCAACCCCCAGAGUCGGGGACGACUGGACUUAACGUCAGGGGAAACCUUUACCUUUAUAUUAUUAUUAUUAUUAUUAUUAUUAUUAUUAUUAUUAUUAUUGCCUUUGUCUUCUCUGCCAAAGAACUACUCUUUUAAGAGAGAAAAAGUGGCAUAAUAAUAAUAAUAAUAAUAAUAAUAAUAAUAAUAAUAAUGUAAUGAUAAUAAUAAUACGAAAGCUCCCAGGAUUCCAUAGCAUUGAGCCACAGCAGUUAACCUGCAUUAAUUCUCCAGUGUAGGUGCACCAUCAGUCCCUCAAAUAAGAAUUGCCUCCUCCUUUGAUAGACCUUUGCUUCAGUCCCCAAAUUUUUGCCAUUGCAAGGAGUGAGAUCUUGUCAUAUCUUGGGCUCAUAACCUCUGGGUUUGGUGUCCCCUGGAUACUUUGCUGUCCCUUUUCAUUCCUAUCAUUCUUUUUGAGUGCUAAACCGAGGCUUUAAGUUAUAUGCAGCGAUUGACUGUAAAGGCCUAAUCUCCCUCCUGAGAGGUUUAAUGCCUUUAUUGCUCUUGGUCCAGGGUCCAAGGCUGCGAUCGUUGUCUGGGAAGUUAAAGGCCGGGUUUCUUGGACUUGAGAGGUUUUGUUAUUUGGCUUUGUGGGGAGUAUCUCAAUCGUGCAAACUCUCUGUUGCGAGACCCACAGAGUUGACUAAAUAAGGCAAAAUGUGCAUCAGAGUAUCUCCCUUUACUUUGUUAGAAAAGCUGGGUAAAAUGAGAUACUAGUAUCAUAACACGGGCAUCAAAUGGCGGGAGAGUUGUAACUUUGAAAAUAAUGAGAAAAUAAUAUUUUUCUCUUUAUUACAUAUUGCACAUCUUUUGGCUUGAGGUGGGGCAAUACAUUUAUAAAAUUGCAUCUUUAAAAUAUCGCUGGCGUUGAUUAAAAGACCUGAGGCAAACGUUAAAACACAAUAAACAUGGAAUGGGAUGUAAAAGUCAUAGUAAUAAGAAAUUAAAGAAUCGACAACACUUUACUUUUCAAGGCAAAUAAAUAUAGUUUUGAGACCAGGAAAUUGGGGCAAGUGGGGUCAGUAUCCCUUGAUGCCCUCCUACAUUAGAAACAUUGUGCGUUUGCAUUGAUGCAGCUUGGCUGGCUUCCUUGAGCUGCCUAGGAAUGCCUCCAUGGCCAGCCAGGCCUGUGCUCUUUGGCCUUCCGGGUCUGUCUUCAUGCCUAUCUUUGUGGGUCUUUGGGCCCAAUCCCUGCCUCUGGGGAGUGGCCUCCUUGCCUCGAAGCAAAGGGGGGAGAUAAGGCGGGUUGAAGUCCAGGGCAAAGCGUCACUUGGAGGAACCCGCUGGGCACCUUCCCUCCCAAAGCAGGCGCUUCCUGAAGGAUGGCGGGGCCUUGGAUGCUGCUGCUGCUCCUGGGGCUGGUCCUCAUUGAGGAGCAUGCCGUCCUCGCUUUGCCUCCGUCUUGGGCCCAGCCGGCCUUUGUCAACCGAUGCAGGACGGCCAGUCAAAAGCUGUGCAACUUUGUCUGCGAUUGUUGGGAUUGUUCGGACGAAAACCAGUGCGGUUUCCAGAGGGAUUCGGUGGUGCUGGGGAGGCCCUUUGCCUGUGACUUCGAAGGCAGCCUCUGUGGCUGGGAGGACAUCAGCCCCUCCGCCUUCCAGUGGGUCCCAGUCCAGGCCAGCCUCUCCAACUGGGACCAGGAGCCCCCCUUCGACCACACGCGGGGCACUGAUCUGGGUUGGUACCUGGCCCCCACGAAGCAGCAGGUGAAGCCCUCGGCCACGGCACGCUUGCGGUCCCCCCCAAUGAGAGAGGCCUCUGCCGCGUGCGAGAUCCACGCCUGGUUUCACCUCUCGGGAGCAGGGCUCAACCAGAGCCACCGUCCGGCAUUGUCCUUGGAGCUGAGUGCCGAGAACUACACCGUGACCCUCUGGCGCAGCCCCCUCCCAAGCAGUGCCUCUCCUUGGCGGGAGCUGGUGGCUUUCACUGGGCGGAUCCAAGGGGCCUUCCAGCUCAUCUUCUCCGCCACUCAGGAUUUCUCCACAUCGGUGCAAGUGGCGCUCGACGACCUGGAGUUCCGGAACUGCGGCCUCCCCGACCCCGGGUCACGUCCCUCCAGAUGUGGCCCAGAUGAGCGUUUGUGUGGCAACAGCACCUGCCUUGCUGAGGACCGCUUUUGCGACGGGACGGAGGACUGCCUUGAGGGCGACGACGAAGACCCCGCAGUUUGUGCUUCCUUUGCCGCCUCCCGCUUCGAAGAGGGCUGGGGUCAUUGGAGGCCAGAGCUGGACCAGGGCUUAUUGUGGACAAGGAACAGCAGUCUCCAUGUUGCCUCCACGUCUCCUUUGCGGGAUCACAGCACCAACAGCCCGGAAGGGUAUUUUGUCUACAUCAAUCAUGGGGACCUAGGCCCAAAGCAGAGGAGAGGCUGGCUGUUCAGCCCGACUCUGGCCGCGAGUGAGACAGAGCCCUGCUAUCUGGUGCUCUACCUCUAUCUUCACGGCUCUGACACCAACAGCCUCGAGGUCUAUUACCGGACGGAGGAGAAGUUGGAGCUCGUCCGGAGCCGCACUGGGGAUCUGGGCAACUUCUGGUUCCGGGAUAAAGUGGCCUUUGAUGUGAAAGAGAAGUUCCAGAUUGUCAUUGAAGGAGCCUUUGGGACGGGGGACAAGGGGAUCAUCGCUUUGGAUGACCUCAUCCUCUCUCCUGGCUGCCUGGAGCAAAACAGCAGUCUUUCCUCUCCCUUUGAGCCGGAGUCCCCUGCUUCCUCCUGUGGCCAGGACCAGUUUGCCUGCUGGGAUGGCAAGCUGUGUGUCAGCGCGGAACUGGCCUGUGACUUUAAGGCCGACUGUGAGGACGGCUCCGAUGAACACGAGUGUGGGGCCACAGCUUUGAAUGAGAGCAGCGGUGGCUGGAGGGACCUCAGCGUGGGGCGGCUGCAGUGGACGCUCCAAAAUGCCAACGGUCAAGGCUGGGUCCUUGCCCUCUCCUCUGAAGGUCCGGGGCAGAUGCUGUCCUCGGCCAGAGCUGCCACUCCAGCCCUGGGCCCCUCCGGCUUGGCCUGCGUCCUGCAGCUGGACUUCACCACCGGACUCCGAGGGCUCCUGGUGCUUGCUGUUGUGGAUGAAGCUUUGGGGAGCAGCCACUGGGUUUGGUCUGCUUUGGGCAACGGGACGGCCGUCUGGGACCAGGCCCGGGUUCCCCUCGGGGCCAGAAGCCGACCCUUCCAGCUUGAGCUCCUGGCCUCAGAGGACCUCCAAGGCGAUGAUGUAGAGGGUCCGGCGGUUGCUGUGGGCAAUGUAGCUUUCCUGGACUGUGAUCCCUCUGCUGCCCCUCUGGCCAACCCCUCAGGGCUCUCUUGCAACUUCGAGGCCGGAGGCUGCAACUGGUUCCCAGAACGAAACCAUAGCUUUGAAUGGAAGCUGAGCGCUGGCCAGGAAAGUGGCCCGGACCACACCACCGGAUCAGGUUCGUUCAUGUCUGCGGACCCUUCUUGCCCCGGAGCCCGAGACCUCAGCACUCGCCUGGUUUCUUCCCCACAGAAGCCUCUGUCCGACUCGACUUGCUUUUCCUUCUGGUACCGAAUGGAGGGGCCCCAGAUUGGGACCCUCAACCUUGUUUUGAAAUACGCCGGAGAACCAGAGCGGGUCAUUUGGAGCCAGACGGGGAGCCAGGGGUCGGUGUGGCACCGGGAUUCGGCCGCCGUCCCCCACCCGACGCCCGGCCAGAGCUUCCAGCUGUCCUUCGAGGCCCUUCGGAACGGCUUCCUGGGCACCAUGGCGUUGGAUGACUUCUCCGCCACCCCUGGCACCUGCAGGACCCCCACCCACUGCUCCUUCGAGGUGGACGACUGCGGCUUCUUGUCCAGAGAGCGGCCGUUUUGGGUGCAGCAGAGCGGGGCUCAGGGAUCGGGACCCCCCAGGGAUCACACGUUGGGAUCGCCCCAAGGGCAUUAUCUGCUCCUUAACACCAGCCAGAGCUCCCUGCAGCCCGGUCAGGUGGCCGUCUUGCGUUCCCCGGCCUUCCCACCUGGACUCCGUCUCCAUUGCGUCACCUUUUGGUACCACCUGAGAAGCAGCCGUCCAGGGUCUUUGAGGGUCACCAUCAAAGAGGGAGGCAAACAGAAGGCGGCAGCGCUGGACGUGAGCCUGGUUCCAGGGGAGGCCUGGCAAUACGGCCGCCUCAGUGUCCGGGUUCAAUCUGAUUGGCAGGUGGCCUUUGCAGCGGAAGGGGCUGCCGAGGGACCCUUUUCUUCCUCCUCUUUCCUGGCCUUGGAUGACUUUCGUGUGACGGAUGGCAGCUGCCUUGGGGCCGGGUCGUGUGACUUUGAGCGGGGUCUCUGCGGUUGGGGCAAGCCCCCCGGAGCCUGGUCCAGCUGGGGUUGGAAGGCCGGAGCUGUUCCUUCCCAGUCGCCUUCCCCGGAGACUGACCGCACCUUUGGCUCCAAGGAAGGCCACUAUGCUUUCGUGGACCUGGCUGUCCUGGGGCAGAGCGUGGCCCGACUGGCCAGCGAGCCCCUCCCUCCGGCCACCAACGCUUCCCUCCGCUUCCAUUACCACAUGGACUUCCUCGGCCAGAACUCUCAAGCGGAGCUCCGGGUGAAGGUGUCCAGCUUGGACGUGGAGCGGAUGCUGUGGUCGGCCAAAGGUCACCAGGGCCACUCGUGGCUGCAGCAGACCCUCCUGGUGUCCAGUCUCACGGAGUUCCAGAUCCUGUUCGAAGCCACCAGCGGAGCAUGGCCCAGUUUGGGGACCGUUGCCUUGGAUGACGUCUCCUACGACACUGGGCCUGAUUCGGGCGAUACCGAAGGGAGCCAAGGGACAGGCGAAGGGGGCAGCGGGGGUCCGGACGCAGGGCUGGUGGCCGGCAUCCUCUGCUCCGUCCUGCUGGUCCUCCUUGCGGCCGCAGCGGCUUUCCAUUUCCUGAAGAAGCGGAGGGGGCCCGAGGAGAGGAGGCCCAUCGAGCGCACCAGCGUCCAGGGCUUCGACAACGUCGCCUUCCAAAACGUAAGCCACUUCUCUCACAGGAUGUUUCAUCCUUCUGUUUCAAUAGUUGCAUCUUGUCUAUUUAAAUUUUUAUUAUUUUUGCCAUAUAAACCAGGGGUUCCCAAACUAAGGCCCAGGGGCCGGAUGCGGCCCAUCGAAGCUAUUUAUCCAGCCCCCACGGCACAAGGGCAGAAGGGGGUUGGACUAAAUGACCCAAGGGGUCUCUUCUUCUCUUACAACCCUUAUUAUUAUUAUUAUUAUUAUUAUUAUUAUUAUUAUUAUUAUUAUUAUUAUUAUAUUGUAUGACACAGCAAACAAGAUAGAUAUGCUGGAGUUCGUAUCACAAAAUCACAUUAUUAUUAACAUUGAGGCUGGGUGGCCAUCUGUCAGGGGUGUUUUGCUAGUGCUUUUGGUGCACAAAGGCAAAAGGGGGUUGGACUUAAUGGCCCAAGGGGUCUCUUCCAACCCUCAUUAUUAUUAUUAUUAUUAUUAUUAUUAUUAUUAUUAUUAUUAUUAACAUUGAGGUUGGGUGGCCAUCUUUCAGGGGUGGGUUGCUUGUGCUUUUGGUGCACAAAGGCAAAAGGGGGUUGGACUUAAUGGCCCAAGGGGUCUCUUCCAACCCUCAUUAUUAUUAUUAUUAAUAUUAUUAUUAUUAUUAUUAACAUUGAGGCUGGGUGGCCAUCUGUCAGGGGUGCUUUGCUAGUGCUUUUGGUGCACAAAGGCAAAAGGGGGUUGGACUUAAUGGCCCAAGGGGUCCCUUCCAACCAUUAUUAUUAUUAUUAUUAUUAUUAUUAUUAUUAUUAUUAACAUUGAGGUUGGGUGGCCAUCUUUCAGGGGUGGGUUGCUUGUGCUUUUGGUGCACAAAGGCAAAAUGGGGUUGGACUUAAUGGCCCAAGGGGUCUCUUCCAACCCUCUUUAUUAUUAAUAAUAAUAAUAAUAAUAAUAAUAAUAAUAAACAUUGAGGCUGGGUGGCCAUCUGUCAGGGGUGCUUUGCUUGUGCUUUCGGUGCACAAAGGCAGAAGGGGGUUGGACUCAAUGGCCCAAAGGGUCUCUUCCAACACUCUUUUUUGUUGUUGUUGUUGUUAUUAUUUAUUAUUAUUGCUCGGUGGCCAACUAUAGUCCGGCCCUCCAAUGGUCCGAAAGAUCGUGAACCGGCCCCCUGUUUAAAAAGUUUGGGGACCCCUGAUAUAAACCAUUCCUAAAGUUGGAAGCCCCUGGUGGCGAAGUGUGUUAAAGCGCUGAGCUGCUGAACUUGCAGACCAAAAGGUCCCAGGUUCAAAUCCCGGGAGCGGAGUGAGCGCCCGCUGUUAGCUCCAGCUCCUGCCAACGUAGCAGUUCGAAAACAUGCCAAUGUGAGUAGAUCAAUAGGUACU